CUGCUGCAAAACACUCAUCAGAAGAAGAAGAAGAGCCUCGGAGCUGCAGACUGGAGGAAGUUUAAGAAGCUUCAUAUUUAUUUUAACCAUAAAAUAAAACAACAUGGCUUUAAGAGCUGCAUUAAGGAGCAGGAGCGGACUGUCGGCUCUCCUCUCCCAGCGGUCCUCCUGCAGCAGUGAUAUCAGAAUGUGUGUGUCUCCUCUCCUCGUCCCUCAGCAGAGAAACUACUCCACGCCUCCGAAGAUCAGAGUGGAGUUCGACCAGAGCACGGGUGUGGCUGUGAUGCACAUGCAGAGUCCUCCGGUCAACAGCCUCAGUUUAGACUUCCUCACCGAGCUGUGCAUCAGUGUGGAGAAGCUGGAGAUGGAUAAGAGCUGCCGAGGCCUCAUCAUCACCUCGGCUCAGCCGAAGGUGUUCUCCGCCGGGCUGGACAUCACGGAGAUGUACGGGAAGAGUCCGGAACAUUGUGGAGCGUUCUGGAGAUCCGUUCAGGAGAUGUGGCUGAAGCUCUACGGCUCCAACAUGGUCACUGUCGCUGCUAUCAAUGGCUCCAGUCCGGCAGGAGGCUGUCUGAUGGCCAUGACGUGUGACUACAGGAUAAUGGCGGAUAACCCUCGCUACAACAUCGGCCUCAACGAGACGCAGCUGGGCAUCGUGGCUCCUUUCUGGUUUAUGGACACCAUGAAGAACACGGUGGGCCAGCGGACCACGGAGAUGGCUCUUCAGCUGGGACUCCUCUACAAACCAGCUGAUGCUCUGAAGAUCGGACUGGUGGACCAGCUGGAGCCUGAAGACCAGGUCAUCGCCGCGGCAACGCAGACCAUCAGCAGGUGGCUGGCUAUUCCAGACCAUGCCAGGCAGAUCACCAAAUCCAUGAUGAGGAAGAAAACCAUCGACAAGCUCACGUCCAACAGAGAGUCCGACAUCCAAUACUUUGUCAACUUCAUCACCAAGGACUCCAUCCAGAAGUCUCUCGGCGGGUACAUGGAGAUGCUGAAAAAGAGAAGAGCCUAGAGGAGAAGGGGAAAUAAUAACGUGUAUACUUUCUUUAGGGUGACGUUGUGUAUAAAAACACAUCUGGUCUCACUGUCAUAUUUUUAUUGGUGUCAAGAUAAGAUCCUUCAUACCGGUUCGACCAAUGGACGUACUCCUAAUGAUUGUGUAAAGAAGAACAUUUACUCAAGUAUUGUACUGAAUGUGCAAAAUGUAGGUACUUGUCUCUCCUGUACUUAUUACUGUACAUUCGUUCAUUUUACAGUUGCUUUACGAAGAUUUGCCUAAAAAAAAGGGUUUAUAAGAUAUGGUAUUAAUUCAACUAGCAAACAAUUUUACAAGAACGACUUCGUCAAUCAAUCAAUUAGACAAUUAAGGGAUACAUAAUUAGCAUCUAUAAACAUUAAGUCAUUUUCUAUUUGAUUUGGAAUAGGGGUGUUUUGGUACAUUUGGCCAUUUACACUAACAAUGCAUGACUUGUACAGUAUUGUUUUAGACCUCUCACUUCAGUAAUGGGUUACUUCUUCCACCACUGCUAAUGAUUCACUGACAAAUACAUUCUCUUUCCAAAUGUCAAAGUAUUUGGGUUGAAGUUACCCCUAUCUUUGAUCCAGCCGGUAUGAAAAACACUUGCAACUCCACCUCAGCCCACAGUUAGCUAUGUUUUGGAAAUAGACUCAACAUUAGUAAAACAAACUGUGAAUGAUUUUCUAGUUCUCCACCAAGUGCCUAGUCUCUACCUUUUUAAGAACCAUAACAAAUAGUGAGGAAUUAACCCUGGGACUUCUGUGAGAUGUAUGUACAAAACAUGUGCUUUAGCCUGAUUUCAUGUGGUUAGAGAACUGUUUGGUGUGAUUAAAUAAUGGAUUGUCAAAAU
Trematomus bernacchii (emerald rockcod) is the source of this 1871-nucleotide messenger RNA. RefSeq names its product enoyl-CoA delta isomerase 1 (gene eci1). Gene Ontology annotation, molecular function: enoyl-CoA hydratase activity. Lineage: Eukaryota; Metazoa; Chordata; Actinopteri; Perciformes; Nototheniidae. Gene Ontology annotation, cellular component: mitochondrion. The transcript is spliced from 7 exons. Bases 104 to 1015 code for a protein of 303 amino acids. Gene Ontology annotation, biological process: fatty acid beta-oxidation. The record is from RefSeq and is a predicted model, not a curated record.